Penicillium malachiteum is the source of this 1026-nucleotide messenger RNA. RefSeq names its product phosphatidyl synthase. Gene Ontology annotation, cellular component: mitochondrion. Lineage: Eukaryota; Fungi; Ascomycota; Eurotiomycetes; Eurotiales; Aspergillaceae. The transcript is spliced from 3 exons. The coding region runs from base 1 to 1026 and encodes 341 amino acids. Gene Ontology annotation, biological process: glycerophospholipid biosynthetic process. The record is from RefSeq and is a predicted model, not a curated record.
AUGGAUGUCAAUACCGACUUUGCGCUCGCCUUUGAUAUCGAUGGUGUUCUUAUGCGGGGUGGAAAACCCAUCCCCGAGGCUAUAGAAGCCAUGAAGUACAUCAAUGGAGAGAACCCAUAUGGAAUUCGAGUUCCAUACAUCUUCGUUACCAAUGGCGGUGGAAAAACUGAGCAAGAACGAUGCCAGGAUCUUAGCCAACAAUUAGAAAUUGACAUCUCCCCGGGUCAAUUCAUUUGCGGUCACACGCCCAUGCGUGAGAUGGCAGAUCAAUACGAUACUGUUCUUGUCGUCGGUGGUGAGGGCGAGAAAUGUCGCAUUGUGGCAGAAGGAUAUGGAUUCAAGAAUGUCAUCACUCCUGGCGAUAUUAUCAAAACCCGACACGACACAACUCCCUUCCGAAAGUUGACCGAUGAUGAAUUUCGCAAUUCCCGAAUUUUAGAUCUCGACAUGACACAAAUUCAGGCUAUUUUUGUCUUCGCUGAUAGUCGCGACUGGGCAGGGGAUCAACAGAUUAUUCUGGAUUGUCUGGUAUCGAAGAAUGGGUAUCUGAAUCAACGAUCAGAGACCUUUAAUGAGGGUCCCCCACUAUUCUUCUCCCACAAUGAUAUCUUGUGGUCAACCUCACAUGAGCACUCACGCAUUGGUAUGGGUGCACUGCGUGCCUCUGUUGAGGCGCUUUACAAGGCUAUUGCUGAGAAGGAUCUUGGGACCGUCGCUUUUGGCAAGCCGCAGAUGGGUACAUUUAAGUUUGCCACACGCCUGUUACAAGAAUGGUGUCAGAAGUCCCAUGGUAUCGACAAGCUUCCUUCUACAGUCUAUUUCUUUGGUGAUACACCGGAAUCCGAUAUUCGCGGAACGAAUGACUUCAAUAAAAUUGCUGAAAACGAAUGGUUCUCUGUUCUGGUGAAGACCGGUGUCUAUCAAGAUGGUACUGAUCCUCGAUUUGCGCCUAAGAAGAUUUGUGAUAACGUCCUUGACGGCGUGAAGUUUGCGGUGGAGCGCGAACAGCAGAAGACGUUGCAGUAA